Haliotis rufescens (red abalone) is the source of this 4218-nucleotide messenger RNA. Its product is annotated as sushi, von Willebrand factor type A, EGF and pentraxin domain-containing protein 1-like. The transcript has 17 exons. Lineage: Eukaryota; Metazoa; Mollusca; Gastropoda; Lepetellida; Haliotidae. The coding region runs from base 146 to 2767 and encodes 873 amino acids. The record is from RefSeq and is a predicted model, not a curated record.
CGCCCCAUCUACUGCAGACGAUGUGACGGGCGUGAAACACAGAAAAGUGAUGAAAAGCAUUGAAUUAAGGAUGGAUCACUGAAAACCAGGUGUGCGCGAAAAAGUUCUUCAAUCCACAUCUGACUUCUGACAAAACACGUCCAUCAUGAAGAUAUUCUGUGGCCACGUCAGCGCCUAUCUGUUGUGGAUGACACUGUCUGCUUCACUGGCAUCAGAACGUAACAAAACAAAAGCAACUCGUUGCCAGCCUGUGUUGCGUGGAGACAAGCUGACGUCAUGUCACGUGUCAACGGAUCAACCAACCACGGUUGACGUGUCUGGAUUUCUUCCACAUGGAGUCAUCUGUGCUUCCAAGUCCAAGUCCUGCUACGUCUGUCAUAAUGGGGAGCUUCUUCCAGCUGACUGUAGUCAUGGGCGUCUACUAAAACGUUCAAAGCGCUUUUGGGGAUCUGUUGGUCGGGAUAUAGAAAAUGGCCUUAACAAGUUCGCAAAGGAUGUACAUCGAGGAUGGCGGGAAACUGAGCGUGCCUUUAAAAAACUAGGAAACAUAGCUCCGACGCUGUAUUGCCCACAUGUGGACAGCGAGUACGUGGCUCCACGAGGCUCCACGUCUGUCAGAGUCGUGUGGGGCAAAUUCAGAAUAAGAGACAAUGCAGGCGAUACCAGCGACUUAACGCGUCUGACACCGAAGGGUCCCGGCAGCUACUUUGGGAAAGGCCCCCACAGAGUUGUAUACAAGGUGACAGAUAGUUUUGGAUUGUCUGACACAUGCACGAUCCGGUUCAGAGUGAAAGUGAGGGAAUGCGAGGAGUUGUACAUCUACCAUGGCACGGCCGACUGCACUGGGAACCACUACGGUGCCAGCUGCAGCUUCUCGUGCGACAGAGGCUACACACGCCAAGGGUCACGCGUCUCCGAAUGUGGAUAUUAUGGAACGUACAGCCCCUCGCCACCAACCUGUGACAGGGUACGAUGUUCUCGACCAUACAACAUUCAUCAUGGCUACGUGUACUGCUCCGGAAGUUACUACGGCUCAAAGUGCUCGUUCAGCUGCGAGGAUGGGUAUCAACUUCAGGGAUAUAGCAGUUCCCGAUGUGAAGGGGACGGAACGUUCAGUUCGCUACUGCCCACAUGUAAAAUCAUUACCUGUGACGAAAUGAUGCUCCCACGCAACGCGAAGUCGAAAGUCUGCACUAAUGGCAAUGUAUAUCAGAGCGAGUGUCACCCGGUGUGUAAGAUGGGCUAUGAAACGGAUUCCUCAGCCACAUGUACUGAGGGAGGAUGGUUAUUCGCCUCAUGGCAAUGUGAAGACAGAACUGAUCCUACCUUCACCGGCUGCCCCAACAAGACCGUACACACUUUGGACACCAACUACUACUGGCAGACACCCAUCGCCACAGAUACCACAGGUGACGUCACUGUCAAGCAGGUCUACGGUCAGAUCCCGGGUUCCACGUUUGACUAUGGAAGUCAUCUGAUUCAGUAUGAGGCCGAAGACGCGUCUGGGAACAGUGACACAUGUGCCUUCCUGUUCAACGUGCAGAAAAUGGAAUGUCCCAAGCCUUUGGUUAAUGACACGGAUAUGAAGUUUACCUGCAAUGGGUUGACAGUUCAGUCCGUGUGUCGCCUGUCUUGUCAGUCUGGUACCUUUGUCCAGGGAAGCAAAUACAUCACAUGUGUUCGCUCAGACAAUACAUCCUUCUGGGAACCCCUGGAUGGAGACGCCCCCUCAUGCUACAUGCCGGAAUUGCCAGAUGAGUAUGCAAUGCCAACUGAGUUCUACUAUUUUGGUGAGUGCGUCAAUGAAGAAACUCUACUGGGUAUCAAAGAACAGUUUCUGAACAACCUUCAAGGGCUACCAUGCUACCAUGCAGAAUGUUCCAUCCAAGAUGUGCAGGUAUCAUGUGGAGAGGUUGACAAUGACAGCGAGCAGGAAUUUCUUGACAAUUGGGAUUUCAAACGGAGACGACGAGAUGCGUCUUACAGGAGACGUCUCGAAAUCCGAGUUAUCUUUCAUUUGAAGAACACAAACAGAACUACAUCCCUGACGGCUGCGAAAAUGCUGUUAGAGAGAUUUGCUGCGAUGUCUCUUUCGUUUUUGGAUGCGAAUCUAAUGCCAAGUAUGGAUUCACCAUCAAUGCCUACAACUCUGAAGUCUAAGGCGGCGUCUCCCACGUUAUUGUCUGAUGCCGACUUCAACGGCAACGACGGUUCCGGUGCUGUUGAUGAUGUAGACCCCACUAUGUCCACUGGAAUGUUUGAGGCGGUCAGUGGCGAACUGACCAUGUCCUGCCCACCAGGAGAGGUCUUGCUCAGCAAACAGGCUGGACUCUGUGUACCUUGCGCCAAGGGAAGUUAUGCUGAAAAGAAUGACGUUGUUUGCACUCCGUGUCCCAUGCACCAUUACCAGGAGAAGAUGGCGGCCACCUCGUGUAAACUCUGUCCAAAACUGCACAUCACACUAUUUCCGGGGGCGGACACCUGUAUCGCUCUCUGCAGCAAGGGUUUCUUCUCCAUGACGGGAACAGAGCCCUGCUUUCCCUGUCCAGCAGGGUGGUACCAGUAUCAGCGGGGAGCCACUACCUGUCAGAAGUGCGCGGAUGAGUAUGAGCACCCGACUGCGGAGAAACAACCAGAAUGUGACUCAGAAGUGUCAAGGAAUGAAACAGCUUUGACUCCUGACCAACAAGUAUCUGAAUUCCUUCUGACCUGCCAGGCUGAGGAUUGUUUGUCCUUCGGAGAAGGUGCCAAUGUGGUACUGGUGUAAGAUUGCUUUCAGUAAUCAGCCAACCCAAGCAUGUUUUACUCUUCAUUUUGCUUCCCGGUUUUAGUGUUCUAUAUUUGUAGCUUGUGCCUUGAUGAUAAACAUUUUACAUAUACGUUGAACUUGCAAUACGUUCUUUGCCAGUGUUGGACAAAAGUUAGUUUAAUCAACGAUUUAAACAUUGGGCUAGAUGAGUAAUUUCAUCUUCUAUAAACAGGUUUUGAUGAUGACGAUGACGUAUUUCAGCGUAAAACAAAUAUUCGAAACGUAUACUAAGUAUGCACAAGUACCCGAAUGAGCUUAUCAACAUACUUCGGACAUGUAUUUGUAAUAGUGGUGGGAGUGGAAUGGGUAGUAGUGGUAGUUGUAUUUUAGUUUUAGUAGUAUUUGCACAAAUAUGAAAAGAUAGGUAACGAAAUAUAAAUAGAAACUAGUUUUAAAGCCCCAAUUACUCCACCGUUUGCUCAAAAGUUGACGGUAACGGUAGAAAAAGAUGACUUUGGGACAUAAACUGCCGUGCAAAAGAAAGUAUACUACUAUGUUUAAUGGUGGCUAAAGUGAAGCAAACAAAUACUGGUUAUUCGAUGGUGACGUAUUUGAUACGGGUAUCAUAUUUAUCUUUAGGACCUUAGUUUGCAGCGUUUCGGUGAAUGUUUUGAUAAGGUUUGCAAUGUUUUGGUCAAAUCAAUGUAUGCUUUCUUUUGCCCGGCAGUGUAGUUAAUACUGUGACAUACCAAGUACAUGUCUGUAUAUUUGGACAACUGGUAGUCACCAAAAUAGACAACACACCUUGCUUAGCAUUUUUCAAUAGUAGUAGUAGUAGUAGUAGUAGUAGUAGUAGAAGUAGUAGUAGUAGAAGUAGUAGUAGUAGUAGAAGUAGUAGUAGUAGUAGUAGUAGUAGUAGUAGUAGUAGUAGUAGAAGUAGUAGUAGUAGUAGUAGAGGUAGUAGUAGUAGUAGUAGUAGAAGUAGUAGUAGUAGUAGUAGUAAUUGAAUUUAGUGUGAAACUUGGACGAGAUAUAGAAGAAGCAAAUUUGAGCACCGCGGCUGGAUAUAAAGUGUCCUGGAGUUGUGCCCCUUUGAUGUAGAGGGUUGUUGAUAUGGCUGGACAGUCAAUAACAUCGACAUGUAUUAUAACUAGCCUUAUAUGGGAACGUCCAUCACAUUCCGUCAUGACAGUACGAAAUAAGCUGGACAUUAUUAUUAUGAUGCCUGACUAUCAACACAUUCAGUUUUAUAUAUUCAAUAAAAAGGCCUGCAACCAUCACACUGUUAUUCCAGUUACAAGUGACCUUAACUUUACACGUUGCCGCACUGCCAAUAGAAGCUAGGACUGUCUCCAUUUGUCACAUUUUUAUGAUAUCAAUUUACAUGUACACCUGCAUGACCUCUAUACAGAAUGUUUAGUUCUAUCAAAGCAUAAUGGUUUGUAUAUCAAUAAAAAGUAUACAUCCAA